AUGUUGGACGAUGAGAAGGAUGAAGAUAUAGACAGUUGCGUCUGUUACAUGAGGAAAUGUCUUGGCCUCCCAUGCAAACAUGAAAUUGACGCAAAUGUGAAUGCACGACGUGGUGUGUUUUAUGCUGAGGAUGUCCACAUUUUUUGGAGGACAUGGGUUUCGGGAUUCGGGCCUGGCCAAGAAGAAAGUGUUGGUUCUGUUCCCGAUCACAGGUCACAGGCUAUUGGCAGGCUAGACGGGUUAAUUGAUGAGUUGCGUGAACGUUCAGAAAUUGAGAUCACGGACGUGGCAGAUGUCGUUUUUGAACGAAUGCAUCCUGGGGCAACGGAGAUAAAUGAGCCACCAGUACUGGACCGCCCGAGAGGUAGACCGCGGAACAACUCCACACAGAGGGAUGACUCAUCGCAUGAGUUGCCAUUAUACCCGGGCGAAGAAAAUUCGAGACGAGGACGAUCAAGAGGCAACAGAGGCCGUGGUUCAUCUUCUGAGAGAUCUAGUUGUGGCUGUGGUCGUUCAUCGACUGUGAGUGGACCCGAAAUGGGACGAAUGCCCCGACCUAUCAAGAACAGUGAGGAUGAUUGGAUGGAUGUUAGAUUGGAUGUGUAUACCUGUAUUAGAAGUCACGAGCUGUUAUUCAAUGAUUAUUUCGGUGGUGGUAAUUCAGUGUAUCGGGUGUUGGCGAGUGUCGCCUAUUGGGAUAAUGCCCCAGCACCUCUGCAAAAGUGGAUGACGAUCACGGACGUGGGCGUGGUUGUAGCAACAUAUUACAACGCGUUGGUCUUGUCGGCUAGCAGUUCGGGAAAUCAGACUUAUUUGCCACUUUGGGCUCCCGGAGGUGUUUCACAGUUAUCUUACCAGAUGACUAUACUAUUUCUUGAAGCAGGAAGCCACUUUGUGUAUCUGAAGCUGAAUGACAACUGUCCGCUUCCUCCGUUUAACCUGCAGUGGGCGAGAUACAGCAAUUAUACUGUUGCAUAUUUGCCAGAGGCAUUGCGGGAGCGACGUGAAGCGUGGGAUAUUCUAACUAGUGUUUGA
This is a messenger RNA of Erythranthe guttata (spotted monkey flower), 1035 nucleotides long. Lineage: Eukaryota; Viridiplantae; Streptophyta; Magnoliopsida; Lamiales; Phrymaceae. The record is from RefSeq and is a predicted model, not a curated record.